Messenger RNA from Microthlaspi erraticum, 1341 nucleotides. Lineage: Eukaryota; Viridiplantae; Streptophyta; Magnoliopsida; Brassicales; Brassicaceae. The record is from the annotation of a GenBank genome assembly.
AUGAUGAUGCAAGAUGAUCAUCAUCACCUCUCAUUUCCCAGCUAUGUCCUUCACCAAGAACACAUCACACCAAAUCCUAACCCUAAUCCAAAUCCUACCUCCUCAAACUCAUCCAGGAGGAAGAGAAAUCUCCCGGGAAAUCCAGAUCCAGAUGCAGAAGUCAUCGCUCUAUCGCCAAACUCCCUCAUGACAACGAACCGAUUUAUCUGUGAGGUCUGCAACAAAGGUUUUAAGAGAGACCAGAACCUUCAGCUUCACCGGAGAGGCCAUAACCUUCCAUGGAAGCUAAAGCAAAGGACGAACAAGGAGGAAGUGAAGAAGAAAGUCUACAUCUGUCCCGAGAAGAGCUGCGUGCACCACGACCCGGCUCGAGCCCUUGGCGACUUAACUGGAAUCAAGAAGCAUUUCAGCAGGAAACAUGGUGAGAAGAAGUGGAAAUGUGACAAGUGUUCCAAGAAAUAUGCUGUCAUGUCCGAUUGGAAAGCUCAUAGCAAGAUUUGUGGUACCAGAGAGUAUAAGUGUGACUGUGGAACCCUCUUCUCCAGGAAGGAUAGUUUCAUUACACAUAGAGCAUUUUGUGACGCUUUAGCUGAAGAGAGUGCUAGAUUCGUCUCAAUACCUUCAGCUGAUCAUGCAGCUGAAGUCAACCUUGGAAACAUCAAUCCAAAUCAUCAAGAUCGACUACAAAACACAACAUCUUCUCAAUUAGACCAAUCCGGUUUCCAUAUCAAUCGCAAUAACAUCAAUGCCUUCUUGGGACAAACCUACACCAACCAGCUUCCAUUACAAACCAACGUUUUCGCGUCCUCAUCAUCGCCAUCACCUCGUACUAGUGCAUCCGAUUCGCUUCAAAAUCUAUGGCAUUUACAAGGACAAUCAUCACAUCAGUGGCUUCUCAACGGAAACAACAACAACAACAUUCUGCAAAGAGGAAUCUCCAAGAAUCAAGAGGAAUAUGAGAGUAAGAAGGGAAUAAGUAAUGGCUCUUUGUUCUCUUCGGAGGCACGCAAUAGUUAUAACCAAAACGGUGGACAAGUAAUAGCAUCCAUGUCGGCCACUGCGUUGCUACAGAAGGCUGCUCAAAUGGGAACAAAGAGACCAUCAUCAAGCUCCAACAAUAGCACGGGUUUUGGUCUGAUGACUUCCCCUAUCUUCAACAACAAGCAAAUGGAUAAUAAUAUCAAAACUAAUGAAGUUGAUGAAAGAGGCUUCACAAGAGACUUUCUUGGUGUGGGAAGUGAAAACCGUCCUUGGCCUUUUUUUAUGGCCAACCAUAAUCUUCCCGACGUGUCACCUCCGGCCACCGCAGACGGCACAGCAACCGCGGACAUGAACCAAUAA